This is a messenger RNA of Bradysia coprophila, 1185 nucleotides long. RefSeq lists its product as uncharacterized. Gene Ontology annotation, cellular component: nucleus. Gene Ontology annotation, molecular function: zinc ion binding; RNA polymerase II cis-regulatory region sequence-specific DNA binding; DNA-binding transcription factor activity. Gene Ontology annotation, biological process: regulation of transcription by RNA polymerase II. The record is from RefSeq and is a predicted model, not a curated record. Lineage: Eukaryota; Metazoa; Arthropoda; Insecta; Diptera; Sciaridae.
ACUUAUGUCAACGUUCCGUCCAUCAGUUGAUUUGUUUUUGUUUUGGUAUUCUGUUGAUUCAACAGUGUUGAAACAUGGAAAUUGACUUUUCGUCACCAAUUUGUCGAUUGUGUCUGACCACAGAUGAUACGACACUUAGUCCGACUCAGCCGAAUGAUCAGCUAUUUACCGAUAUAUUCGAAUUGAUGCAAAUUGAGAUAGUGGAAAUUCCUGCGAUCCUAACAGUGAUCUGUGGUCCAUGUAGGUCUAAAGUGGAAAUGUUCGUCGAAUUCAAGAAGAUCUGCGUCAGUUCCAAUUACCGAUUCAUUACCAAAGAUCUGAUUAAAUUAGAAACUCCGCCAAUUGAAACGCCAGAUGAAGUGUGGCGUCCAGACUCGGACAGCCGGGACAUAAAGCCUGUUGUUGACGAAACGGAUCAAUCAACGGCGAAAGUGGAUGUGCUGAUUAACAAUAAAACAAAUAUUGACAAAUUUUCGAUGAAAAAGACCAAAUCAGAACGAGAGAUCUGCUCGUACUGCGGUAAAUUGUUCCUAUUUCUGAGUCAGCACAUCAGAUCCAUGCAUACGGGAACGAUGUCAAACCAAAAACGAUUCUCUUGUGGCCUAUGCUUUGAAAAAUUUUCAGAACGAUCCCUGCUGAAAUUACAUAUCGACAGCACUCAUGACGGAAAAAUGUACCAAUGUGAUAUCUGCGGUAAAAAGGACAAAAGUCUGGGCGGCCUCACCAGACAUAUUCGAUCCCAUUCGAAAGUCCGUCCAUACAGUUGUGAACUGUGCGGUAAACUGUUCCGAUAUUCGAAACAUUUAUUUGAACAUAAACUCCGGCACGCCAACAAUCGCCGCUUCAAAUGUGAGAUAUGUGAGAAGAGGUUCUUUACACACACCGAAAUCAGUUCGCAUAAGCUGAUUCAUGCUAGCGACCGGUCGUUUAAGUGUAAAGUGUGCGGAAAAGGUUUUAAGCGUCCAGAUCAUGUCCGGUCUCACAUGCGCAUACAUUUAAAAGACAAGAGUUUCGCUUGUAAAAUUUGCGACAAAGAAUUCAGCUUCAAGCACAACAUGGUUUUUCAUAUGAAGAAUGUUCACGGCACCAUGACCUGUAACAGUAAACAGUAAGUCAUUUUUAAACUGUAAGUGAAAUGCGCGACUGUGAUUCAAUAGUUUUUUAAAUAGAGAAGACAAAAAAAAA